UGGGAGGAGAGAAGGGCAGGACCACAAGCCUGCGAGAGGCUGUGGCCUACAGCCGGGGAGAGGCCAGCCCAGCCUACAGUGCAGACACAGGACAGAGGGGAGCCAGGUUCUUUGCACUGACCAACACUGAGAGCAGACCCUCGGAGCAGCCGGGUCGGAAGUGUUUCACGUCAGUCACCAGACAGAUCCAGGAUAGGAUGGGCAGCCCAGUGCACCGAGUGUCAUUGGGGGAUACCUGGAGCAGGCAAAUGCACCCCGACAUGGAGAGCGAGAGGUAUAUGCAGUCCUUUGACGUGGAACGGCUCACCAACAUCCUUGAUGGAGGUGCCCAGAACACUGCUCUCCGGAGGAAAGUUGAGAGCAUCAUCCACAGUUACCCAGAGUUUAGCCGUAAGGACAAUUAUUUCAUGACCCAGAAUGAGCGUUAUAAGGCUGCCAUGCGGAGGGCAUUCCACAUCCGGUUGAUAGCACAGCGCCUGGGUUGGUUGGAAGAUGGUCGUGAAUUAGGCUAUGCUUACAGAGCCCUUUCUGGAGAUGUGGCUUUAAAUAUACACAGAGUCUUCCUGAAAGCCCUCAGGAGCCUGGGCUCAGAGGAACAGAUUGCCAAAUGGGACCCACUCUGCAAAAACAUCCAGAUCAUCGCAACGUAUGCACAGACAGAGCUGGGACAUGGGACAUAUCUUCAGGGCCUGGAGACUGAAGCCACCUAUGACGCAGCCACCCAGGAGUUUGUGAUACACAGCCCCACGCUGACUGCCACCAAAUGGUGGCCUGGAGACCUGGGACGGUCAGCCACCCAUGCCCUGGUCCAGGCCCAGCUGGUCUGCUCAGGAGCCCGGCGGGGCAUGCACGCUUUUAUUGUGCCAAUCCGGAGUCUUCGGGACCAUACCCCACUGCCAGGAAUCAUCGUUGGGGACAUCGGGCCCAAGAUGGACUUUGAUCAAAUGGACAACGGCUUCCUGCGGCUGAACCAUGUGCGGGUCCCCAGGGAGAACAUGCUGAGUCGCUUUGCACAGAAAUGCUCGUCACAUAGGCUGACGGAGCAGUCGUGGGGUGGAGCUGCAGCCCCAGGAGAGGAUAGAGCUGAGGUCUUGCCAGAUGGCACAUACAUCAAACUCGGGACAGCACAGAGCAACUACCUUCCCAUGGUGGUGGUGCGGGUGGAGCUGCUGUUAGGGGAGGUCCUCCCUACACUGCAGAAGGCCUGUGUCAUCGCCACGCGCUACUCAGUCAUCCGCCGCCAAUCCCAGCUCCGGCCCAGUGACCCAGAGGCAAAGGUCCUGGACUACCAGACGCAGCAGCAGAAACUCUUUCCUCAGCUGGCCAUCAGUUAUGCCUUCCAUUUCCUGGCAGUCAGCCUCUUGGAGUUCUUCCAGCACGCCUACACUGCCAUUCUGAACAGAGACUUCAGCUUGCUGCCUGAGCUCCACGCACUGAGCACAGGCAUGAAGGCCAUGAUGUCGGAAUUCUGCACUCAGGGAGCUGAGAUGUGCCGCAGGGCCUGUGGCGGACACGGCUACUCAAAGCUGAGUGGCCUGCCAUCACUGGUCACCAAAUUGUCGGCCUCCUGCACCUAUGAGGGUGAGAACACAGUGCUCUACCUGCAGGUGGCCAGGUUUCUGGUGAAGAGCUACCUGCAGACUCAGAUGUCCCCUGGCUCCACGCCACAGAGAUCUCUCCCUCCAUCUGUCGCGUAUCUCGCCACACCUGACCUGGCCAGGUGUCCAGCCCAGAGGGCAGCCGACUUCCUCUGCCCAGAGCUCUACACCACAGCCUGGGCACACGUGGCAGCAAGACUGAUAAAGGACUCAGUGCACCAUUUACAGACCCUGACGCAAUCCGGAGCUGACCAGCACGAGGCCUGGAACCAGACCACUGUCAUACACCUCCAGGCUGCUAAGGCGCACUGCUACUAUGUCACUGUGAAGGGUUUUACAGAAGCUCUGGAGAAACUAGAAAAUGAAUCAGCGAUUCAGCAGGUGCUCAAGCGCCUCUGUGACCUCCAUGCCAUACACGGAAUCUUGACUAACUCGGGUGACUUUCUCCAUGAUGCCUUCCUGUCUGGUGCCCAAGUGGACAUGGCAAGAACAGCCUACCUGGACCUGCUCCGCCUGAUCCGGAAGGAUGCCAUCCUGUUAACUGAUGCUUUUGACUUCACCGAUGAGUGUUUAAAUUCAGCACUUGGCUGUUAUGAUGGAAAUGUUUAUGAACGCCUGUUCCAGUGGGCUCAGAAGUCACCAACCAAUACUCAGGAGAACCCUGCCUAUGAGGAAUAUAUAAGACCACUAUUACAAAGUUGGAGAUCCAAGCUAUGAAAUAACCAACAGUAUUCAAGAAGCAACCAGCACCAUCAUGUGAUACUGGUACUAUGGCAUAUAUGCAACAUUAAAAUUUUAAAUUAGA
Macaca mulatta (Rhesus monkey) is the source of this 2403-nucleotide messenger RNA. NCBI's taxonomy places the organism in Eukaryota, Metazoa, Chordata, Mammalia, Primates, Cercopithecidae. The record is from RefSeq and is a predicted model, not a curated record.